GCCGUGAUCGGUCGCGUCUGUGUCGAGGUUGUCUGUGCGGGGUUUUUUACUAGUUUCUUAGUGGCUUUCUUGUAUAUUUUUCUGUAGUUUUUCGCGAUCGCGUGUUUUUCUUCUUUAAGAAAAAGAAGGAAUAUGUGAUCGCUGUUUUCGCGGAAAGUCUGACAGUGGAAAACUGAUUUAAUCCCGUACGAUCGGUGUUUUGGAAGGUGAUCUCGUGUGUGGAAUUUGAACCCGAUCGAUCGCCUGUUGUGAGUGGGAGAGUGUGGGAAGGAAGGAAGCUAGCAAAGGUGACGCAAAGGGUGAAACUGUUGACGUGUCUUGCGCGCUGUCACCUGAAGAAUGUUGGUCUGACCAGGUCCGGUUUUCGGAGAGUGUGUGCUAUUUUUUUCUUCUUCUGGAGUCUACUUGAGGAUCGAGUUGAAGGAAGAUUUCUUUUGGGAAAUUAGUGAUCGUGAACCGUGAAGAUUGCGCAGCUACAAACCACAGAUAGUCGUGUGAAUUGUUCUCGUGGAGUACAGAAGUUUUUGGUUUUCUGGGGAUUGUGAGAGAAAACAAGAUACGAAGACCGACGAAAUCGGGGAGAACGGUUCAGCCAUAUUAGGUUGCCCUUAACAAUUUUGUGGUAGCCCGUCCUUCUUUGGCCACUGGAAGUUGGGCCGAGGAUCGGUGCAAGUUUCUCAGGUGGAUUGGCCCCGAAAGAGGUGCGAAAGAGUUCGAGCGAUACGUGAUCGGAAUGUGGUAAAGCCCGUCCGUCGAAGAGCCUGCGGCUGUAAGGCGGCUCAAGUGAGUGAGUGUGUUUCGGUGUUCCAAGCUAAGAGUGCCAAAGAGCACGAAGAAGUGUGUGUUUUUCGUUCCUCCUCGAUCUUCUGAGCUGAGUGUGUUGGUUUCCAAGUGGCCGGUAUGAUGGUGUGAUUUCCCAGCAGCAGCGAGCGGACAUUCCAGAGGUGAAGUGUUUCGUGCUAUCGGUGCGUUGAUACCUCCGAAACCCCAAGGAAUACUGUCGGAUCGGGUUGAGUACGCAUUGUUCCGAACAAACAGGUUGCGUGUCAAGGAACGCUACUUACUCGAGAAGAAGAAGAGAACAAGAACCGGUCGUGCUUAUGAAAGAACGAAACAUGGGAGAUUCGACGCCAAUUUGUCGCUGUCGGGUUCUCUACUUGGGCAGCGCCGUCCCUCGCCAAAGUAAAGAUGGCCUACAGGGCAUUCAGGAACCACUCAGAAGCCUCUAUCCCUCCGAAGGGGCCACCGGAGCCAAGGGAAUCGACUCCUGGCUCAGCGUCUGGUCCAACGGAAUACUCCUAGAAAACGUUGACGAAAACCGGAAACAGGUCACUCGAUUCUUCCCAAUCGAGUCUCUCCAUUAUUGCGCCGCAGUCCGGCAAGUGCUGAUCCCGGAACGCGGCAACAACAACCCGGAACCCAAAUUCCUACCCCUUGACUCCCCAUUUGCUCGGACCCCCAGAGCUCAACACCCCCCUAUUUUCGCCGCCAUUCUCAGACGCACAACUGGGAUCAAAGUUCUCGAAUGUCACACCUUCAUCUGCAAACGGGAAGCAGCCGCAAAUGCCCUGGUGCGUUGCUGCUUCCAUGCGUACGCAGACAACUCGUACGCACGCCAACUAGAAGGUUCCGGAGGAAGCGGAAGUUCUAAUAGUGUCUACGGAACGAUCGGCGGCAAAUCCAACGGAACAGCUGAAGGAGGUGGCGGAGGCGGCUGGCGAUCACGUGCCGGAAGCACCACAACCCUCAACAGCGUCGGCGUCAACGGCAACGGUCGGCAGUCAACAAUGAAUGGCGUUGGCGAGGCGUAUACGGUGAAAAAUCUGUACGCCAGCAGUGCCGACCUGGACGUGGUCGACGAUGGCGACGGCAGUUCCCUCUACAAUGGCGACGAAAACCACAAAAUCUGGAACGGCUCCACCGAUCAGCUGGACGGGAUCGGCGUGGGAGACAGCGGCCAUUACGACAUCUAUUCGGGCAGUGGAUCAACGCUGGGUCGACCGGUUCGUGCCCGACAAAUCGCAGCCCCCAUUCCGGUGCCACCGCCCCCGAAGGAAGAACUCAAAAAGAUGAAAAAAGAAGCCAAGAAACAGUCCAAACAUCAGCAGCAGCACCAUCUACAGGUAGGGAGUCAAAGUCUAUCCGGUACCCUUAUCAGACCCCGACCAAUGCACAUGAAUCCGUUAGGUCGAUCCGGACCUCCCGGGGGGCCAGGUGGUCCAAUGCCAGGCCCCGGAGGACAUCCAGCAAUGAUGAUGUACCCUUUAGGACCUCCCCCGCCACCACCACUUGGGGGUCGUCAGUUUCACACCAUCGGCCAUCGGAGUAGCAACGGGAUGGUCCCUCCACCGGGGAUGAUGCAUCCGGGAAUGCACCAUCCCGGAAUGCAUCAUCCUGGCAUGCAUCACCCCUCGAUGCAGAUGAUGGUCCCCCCACAGUAUGCCACCCUUCAGAAUCCUCGCAGCAGCAAGAAGAAGAAAGAUAAGCACAAAUCGAACGUCGGAAUCCCGAUUGGGGUCCCGGUUGUUCCACCGAUCUUCGCCUAUCCUCCACCUCAACCGGGAUCGGUCCUGGAGCAACGCCCACUUUCCAUGAGCAAUCGCAAGCUGGCUCAGUCGGCCGCAGCCGGACUGGAUGAAUCGGGAAAUUCCGGAGCCGAAUCGCCCGGUGGAACCGGAAUCUACCGACGUAAGGGACACCUCAACGAGCGGGCCUUCAGCUAUUCGAUUCGGCAGGAGCAUCGGAGCCGAAGUCAUGGGUCCCUCGCUAGUCUGCAAUUUAAUCCGCCGGACAUGAAGAAGGAGCGGGAAAUUGCCCAGAUGGUCGCCGGGCUAGAGUUGAACGACGAUCGGGACGCGACGCUGCAGCGAAGGCGAUCCGAAGUGGUGAUGGCCGGUUCGUCGGGGACCUUCGGGAAACCGAGAAGAUGAAAUUGAGCGUUGAUGAGGUUUUGUGUUUUAAGUUUUGAUUUUUGCAAUGAAUUUGCUGCGAGAGACAGAGAAAUGAAGCUGGAUGAUAAUGUUGUACAGAGAAGUGAGCGAGACGAUGAAAGUGGUUUUCAUUUGUUUGUUAGAUGUUAGAGUUUUAAUUUGAGAUGCAAUGCGUUUUGUUGUUUAACGCAUGCAAAUUUGGAUGAGUUUAAAAUUUGUUUUGAAUAGAGCAUAAUUUUCUGGGAUAGAUGAGACUUGAUACUUUAAACUUCUUCAAAUUGUCCUUAACAACCUAUAAGAAGGCCCGAAGAACAGUUUUAAAAUCGAUCACAAAAUAACGUCAUUUUUUGUAGGAUGAAUGUUUAUUUUUUAAAUUAUAAAAAUAUAAUUAUUUUUAAGUAGUUCUCAACCCUUUCAGUAAAACAGGCUUGUUCAAUGCAGUUUAAACAGGCACGAAAUUUUUACAUCAAACUCACUAAUCACAUAAAUUUUGAAAAAAAAAAAAAUACUUGAGUCUUCAGGAAGACAAAGUGACGCCUUGACCAAAAAAUUUUCAAAAAUUGAAUAUUUUUCAGAAAAACUGAGAAUUUACCAAAAUAAGUUAUAUCAAAUAAUAAUAACCUUUUUCACAUUUGAAAAAAUUAUAAAUCCAGACAAUUUUUUCUAUUUCAAUGUUGCUUUGGUCCUAUUUAUUACUAGCCCGAAAAAAAAUUCUUUAGUUUUUCCGAAAAACACAAAGGUAAACGCGAAAAAUACAAGGUUUAAAAAAGGUUUUAAAAAAUUUAACACAUUUACUGAAAUCUAAUGUCGUCAAAAUCAAAUUAAAAUGCUAAACUUGAACUUCAAAAAAAAAAGUUUUAUUUGGAAAUAAAAAAAAGUAUAAAAUCAAAAAUUAAAAAUCUUCAACUCUUUAUUCGAUUCGAAAUAUAAUUAAUAUAAAAUUAAAAUAUAUUAGAAAUAUAAAAUUCAUUAUGAAAAGAAGAUUUAAAUGAUCAAUUUAAAAUUGAAUUUCAGAAUUUUAAAUUUGAAAUCGGUUUUUUUUCCAAAAAUGAAAAAAGAAACUCAAAAUAAAAAAAACACGAAUUUAUUUACAAACUCACAAAAAAAUGGCAAGUCGGAUUCUCAACUUGAAAAACUUAAACUAAACUGUAAACUAAGAAUCUGGAAUUGAUUUUUUCGUUUCUGAAACUUCCCAUAAAAAUUUCUGAUAUUUUUAUCUAAAAACCAAAUGUUGAGUUUCCAAUUUAAUAUUUUAAAAUUUUGAAAAAUUAUAAAUCACAGUUCUGAAUCUCAAAUUCUUAAUUUAUAAAUUUUAAUUUUAAUUUAAAUUCGCUAUUCCAAAAAUUAAAUGUGAAAUUCAUGUCCAAAAAUUAAUUUAGUAAAUUUAUAUUCAAACU
Molecule: messenger RNA, 4327 nt
Organism: Uranotaenia lowii
Lineage: Eukaryota; Metazoa; Arthropoda; Insecta; Diptera; Culicidae
Exons: 2
Coding region: 1101-2930 (609 amino acids)
Source: RefSeq, a predicted model, not a curated record